AUGCUGAGAAUUCUUGCAAAGCUGCAAAUCUGCAAAUUGAUCAGAGAAUCUUGCAGGUAUCAUCAUUGCUGCCGCUCUUUGUUAUGGUGUCUUAGAACUAUUUCCAGCUUAGCCAAUCCAGUUGAGGGAAUCCCAUUUGAAAAACUUGAAACCAUUGAUGAUCAUUCUUUCAAGUUUCACCAGUUUAGCCAAAUCUUACAGGAAUGCACUGAUGCUGGUGACCUCCGAACUGGCAUGUCAGUCCACACUUAUCUCGUAAAAUUGAAUAUUAAUGGGUUUAUCUUGAUAUGGAACAAGUUACUUAGUUUGUACCUUAAAUUUGGUCAUAUUCAUCAUGCUCAUCAACUGUUUGAUACAAUGCCUCGGAGAGAUGUUGUUUCUUUUAACACAAUGAUUUCUGCUUCUGUCCGUAAUAAUUAUGAUGCUCUUGAUUUAGUCGGUCUUUAUUCCAAGAUGAAAAAAGAAGAUGUUAAGCCCAACCAUAUCACGUUUGCUGGGUUAAUUGGUGCUUGUGAUGGGUUGAUUGCAUUGAGAUUAAGAGGGAUAUUUCAUGCCCAUACAGUUCGUUGUGGAUUAAGCUCUAAUGAAUUUGUGGGGAGUUCAUUGGUUGAUGGCUAUGCAAAACAAAUGAAGUUAGAAGAUGCCAUUAAAGCUUUCAAUGAGAUUAUGGAAUUGGAUUUAGUUUCAUGGAAUAUUAUGAUUGAUGGGUGCGCACGGAACAACAGUAAAGAACAUGCUGUGAGAAUGUUCUCUCAGAUGCUUAAAGGAAAUGUGAGGGUCGAUGGCUUCACUUUGACAAGCAUUAUAAAGACAUGCUCAAAACCUGGAGAUUUGAAGCAUGGGAUGCAGUUCCAUGGUAGUGCAAUAAAAUUAGGUUUGGCUCAUGAAACGCCAAUUUACAAUGCCCUUAUAACAAUGUAUUCAAAGUGUGAGAAAGGAGUGGCAUCUCCUGUUAAAAUUUUUGGGAGCAUUUCAGAACCCAACAUAAUCUCCUGGACCGCAAUGAUUUCUGGGUUCAUGCAAAAUGAGCAGAAUGAGGAAGCAAUUGGGUUAUUUAAGGAAAUGCUUAGAUUAGGUGUAAGAGAAAAUGAUUUCAGUUUUUCCAGUAUUCUUCCUGUGUAUGGUAAUUUGGCAAACCUUGAGCAAGGGAAGCAAAUUCAUGCCAGGAUCAUAAAAUCAUGGUUUGGAUUGGAUCUAUCAGUGAACAAUGCCCUGAUAGAUAUGUAUUCCAAGUGCGGCAGCUUAGAAGAUGCACACCUGGUGUUUAUGAAAAUGGGAAAACAUGAUGUUGUAUCUUGCACAACGAUGAUUAUGAGUUAUGGCCAGCAUGGUAAGGGAAAAGAAGCUCUGGAAAUUCUUGCUGAAAUGAAAAGUGAAGGAUUGGUUCCAGAUGGUGUUACAUUUCUUGGUUGCCUUUAUGCAUGUAGUCAUGGUGGUCUUGUUGAGGAAGGUGUAAGGGUGUUUAAAAUAAUGAUUGAAGAUCAUAAUCUCAAGCCUAAAAGGGAGCAUUUCGCUUGUGUUGUUGACAUGUUAGGCCGUGCCGGGAGGUUAAAUGAGGCAGAGAAUUUUAUUGAUGAGAUGGGGAUUGAAUCAGAUGUUUUGGUAUGGGAAACGUUACUUGGUGCUUGUAGGGUUCACGGGGAGAUGGUAUUGGGAGAGAAAUCUGCCCAAAAGAUUAUGGAACUACAACCAGGAAGGCAUGGACCUUAUGUUUUGUUAGCCAAUAUCUAUGCUGAAAGAGGAUCUUGGGAAGACAAAGUGAUGGUGAGGGAGAAACUGGUCAGUCAUGGGUUGAAAAAGCAGGUUGGAUGCAGCUGGGUAGCAUUGGAGACGAUGUCAUGCUAA
Vitis vinifera (wine grape) is the source of this 1845-nucleotide messenger RNA. Its product is annotated as putative pentatricopeptide repeat-containing protein At3g15130. The transcript has a single exon. The coding region runs from base 1 to 1845 and encodes 614 amino acids. Gene Ontology annotation, biological process: RNA modification. NCBI's taxonomy places the organism in Eukaryota, Viridiplantae, Streptophyta, Magnoliopsida, Vitales, Vitaceae. Gene Ontology annotation, molecular function: RNA binding; protein binding. The record is from RefSeq and is a predicted model, not a curated record.